AUGGCUCAUCCUCUUCUUCUUCUUCUUCUUCUUCUUCUUUCUCUUCCUCUAUUUCUUUUUAAAAUCCUCCUCCUCCUCCUUCUUCUUUUUCUUCUUCUUCCUAAAUUUAAUAUUUACGUUAUUUUCUUUCCUUCUUCUCUUUCUUUAAAUUUCUUCUUCUCCUUUUCUUCUUCUUCUUCUUCAUCUUCUUUUCUCUUCUUCUUCUUUCUUUCUUUAGAAUUCACCACAAUUAUUUCCUUCUCCUCCUUCUUCUUCUUUGAAAAAUUCUCAAAUUUUUCUUUUUCUAAGUAUUUAAUUUAUCUAAAAAUCCUCUUCUUCUUCUUCUUCUUCUUUCUCUUCUUCUUUUCUUUUUUUUUCUUCUUGUUCUUCCCUUUUCCUUUUCCCUCCUCCUCCUUUUUUCUCUUUUCUUUCCCUUUCGUUCUUCUUUUCAUUUCUCACUUUCUUUUCUUAAUAAAAUAUCUUUCUUUCCUUCUUCUUCUUCUUCUUCUUCUUUCUUCUUCUUCUUCUUCUUCUUCUUCUUCUUCCCAACUCCUCCAUUUCUUCUUCUUCUCUCCCUUUCCCUUUUUUUUUCCUCCAUUUUCUUUCUUCUUUUUAAAUCUUCUUUUUCUUCAUCUUCUUCUUCUUCUUCUUCUUCUUCUUCUUUUUUAA
Molecule: messenger RNA, 648 nt
Organism: Acanthosepion pharaonis
Lineage: Eukaryota; Metazoa; Mollusca; Cephalopoda; Sepiida; Sepiidae
Source: the annotation of a GenBank genome assembly